UAACAUGGUAAACUCCUCCAGUCAUAGACUUUCUAAUAUGAAACAAAGUUGCAGACCCUUACAAGAAAUCAAGAACAGGAAAAAGAGGCCACAAUAAUGUCAAGCCAUAUUGAUCAAGAAGAAGUCUUGACAGAAAUCCUCAAAAGAUUACCUGCAAACCUGCUAAUGAAACUCAGGUGUGUAUGCAAAUCAUGGUACUCUUUAAUCUCCAGUCCAACUUUCAUUUCUACACACACUAAAUACACCCUUGAGAAAAAGAAUAAAACUUCUAAACUGCUCCUUAGACACUAUUCUUGGACAGAAAAGAAAGAGAUAUACACAAUACAUAGCAGCAGCUCGUUUUGUAAUCAACAGUUCAGUCACCAACUUGUUUUCCCAUUCAAAAGUUACUCUCAAUAUUUUGAUAUCAUUGGCUCUUGUAAUGGCUUGAUUUGCCUUUCUGAUACUUACCGUAUCAAUACCCACACCAUAAUUUUAUGGAAUCCAUCUAUUGGAAAAUCAAUAACCCUACCCUUGCCUUGUAUAUCUUUUGAUCUGAUUUAUAUGUUUGUUCUUGGAUUUGGGUUCGAUGAAAAAAGAAAUAAAUACAAAGUUGUAAGAAUUGUGUAUUAUAUAAAGGAUAACGGGAGUAAAAUUGAUAUUACACCUCAAGUUGAAGUGUAUGAACUAGGCAUGGUUGCUUGGAGAAGCAUUAGAGUUAAAGCUGCUCCAAAAUAUGUAAUAUCAGAACUAUCAUUGCAGAUUUUUUUGAAGGAUUUUGUUCACUGGAUUGGGUAUAAUCCAAAUGAAGCAGAUAGCAAUUUUCGCGAUUUGAGUAUAGUUUUGUUUGAUAUGAGCAAUGAAGUGUUUGAAGAAUUGAAGUUGCCAGAUAGUGUAUCUGGGUUGUCUGUGCUUGACUUGUCGAUUUUCGCUUCGAGUAAUGAGUUGCUCUCUUUAGUUCAAUACGAUCGCCACAGGCAUAGCCAGUGGAUACAAUAUGGAAGCUGCUCCAUUUGGGUUAUGAAAGAGUAUGGGAAGGUUGAGUCUUGGACUAAGCAAAUUACUAUUGAUUUGCAAGGAGGAGUGGGUAAGGCAUUAGGCCUAAUUGGGAAUGAUGUUGAAAUGCUAUUAGUUGCAUGCAGCAAUGGGGAAUUGGGUUCAUAUGACAUUCAAAAUCAGAAAAUUAGUUAUCUUGAGAUCAAAGGCAUUGUGAACUCCUUCUAUUUGGAUACUUACAUUGAGACUCUGAUUUUGCUUGAUGGUGAUAAUGGGAUCUAGGGGAAAAAAAAAACUUUUGUUCAACGAUUGUAUUCCCAUGCCAAUUUUACUUGAAAGGUCAUAGAUUUUAGUCUAUAGAUGAGAUCAUGGACGCUGUCUAGAUAAGCUUUUUCCUGAUAUACAAGAAAAGUAAGUAUGGUAGAUGAUCCUAGAAGGACUAAACAAAACAACGUGGAAAAAGAGCAACAUUGUCUUCUUCUUCCUUGUUUUUCUUUUUUUAUUUUAGUGUGAGAGCUUUGCUUCUGUAAUCAUCACUUCAGGUUAAUUAAAUUCUUGAUGUUUUUCUGUA
Jatropha curcas is the source of this 1546-nucleotide messenger RNA. RefSeq names its product F-box protein At3g07870. The record is from RefSeq and is a predicted model, not a curated record. Gene Ontology annotation, molecular function: protein binding. Lineage: Eukaryota; Viridiplantae; Streptophyta; Magnoliopsida; Malpighiales; Euphorbiaceae.